Messenger RNA from Rhinolophus ferrumequinum (greater horseshoe bat), 2210 nucleotides. It is a transcript of the gene SLC7A3, whose product is annotated as solute carrier family 7 member 3. Gene Ontology annotation, cellular component: plasma membrane. The coding region runs from base 155 to 2014 and encodes 619 amino acids. Gene Ontology annotation, molecular function: amino acid transmembrane transporter activity. Gene Ontology annotation, biological process: amino acid transport; transmembrane transport. The record is from RefSeq and is a predicted model, not a curated record. The transcript has 12 exons. Lineage: Eukaryota; Metazoa; Chordata; Mammalia; Chiroptera; Rhinolophidae.
GGGCUCUUGGCGCGCAAGGACCCCAAGCAGCAGCUUGAAGCCUGAGCAGCCUAACUCCGCACCUCCAAACCAACUCGCCUUAACUCAGCCUCGCCGAAGCCGACCGGGCUUGCAGCCGCUUUUGAUCCUAGCAUCCUCUUGAAUUCCAGCUAGAAUGCUGUGGAAAGCACUUCGCAGAUUUGGUCGAAAGCUGGUACGCAGACGUUCACUGGAGCUAGGCAUGGCUGAGUCUCGCCUUGCCAGGUGCCUGAACACUCUGGAUUUAGUGGCCUUGGGUGUGGGCAGCACACUGGGUGCAGGCGUGUAUGUCCUGGCUGGCGAGGUGGCCAAAGAUAAAGCAGGACCAUCCAUUGUCAUCUGCUUUUUGGUGGCCGCCCUGUCUUCUGUGUUGGCCGGACUGUGCUAUGCGGAGUUUGGUGCCCGCGUCCCGCGGUCUGGUUCUGCAUAUCUUUACAGCUAUGUCACUGUGGGCGAACUCUGGGCCUUCACCACCGGCUGGAACCUCAUCCUCUCCUAUGUCAUCGGUACAGCCAGUGUGGCCCGGGCCUGGAGCUCGGCUUUUGACAACCUGAUUGGGAACCACAUCUCUCAGGCCCUGCAAGGAAGCAUCUCACUGAACGUCCCUCACGUCCUCGCAGAGUAUCCGGACUUCUUUGCUUUGGGCCUUGUGUUGUUGCUUACCGCUUUGCUGGCUCUGGGGGCUAGUGAGUCGGCCCUGGUGACCAAAGUGUUCACAGCCGUGAACCUUCUGGUUCUUGGUUUUGUCAUCGUCUCUGGCUUCAUCAAGGGGGACCUGCACAACUGGAAACUCACGGAAGAGGACUACGAACUGGCUGUGGCUGGAGUCAAUGACACCUAUAGCUUGGGCCCUCUGGGCUCUGGCGGAUUUGUGCCUUUCGGGGUCCAGGGGCUUCUGCGUGGAGCAGCUACAUGUUUCUAUGCAUUUGUUGGCUUCGACUGCAUUGCUACCACUGGGGAAGAGGCCCAGAAUCCCCAGCGUUCCAUCCCCAUGGGCAUUGUCGUUUCACUGUUCGUCUGCUUUUUGGCAUAUUUUGGUGUCUCUUCGGCACUCACGCUAAUGAUGCCUUACUACCAGCUUCAACCUGAGAGCCCCUUGCCUGAGGCAUUUCUCCAUGUUGGCUGGGCCCCUGCCCGCUAUGUUGUGGCUGUUGGAUCCCUGUGUGCUCUUUCUACCAGCCUCUUGGGCUCUAUGUUCCCCAUGCCUCGGGUGAUCUACGCAAUGGCGGAGGACGGCCUCCUGUUCCGAGUCCUUGCCCAGAUCCACAGCGACACACACACCCCCAUCGUGGCCACUGUGGUCUCUGGUGUUAUCGCAGCAUUAAUGGCGUUCCUCUUUGAACUCACUGACCUUGUGGACCUCAUGUCAAUUGGGACCCUGCUUGCUUACUCCCUGGUGUCUAUUUGUGUUCUCAUCCUCAGGUAUCAGCCUGACCCGGACAUGAAGAAUGAGGAAGAUGAAUUGGAGUUGCAGGAGGAGACGCCCCCUGAAGCAGAAAAGCUGACCUUACAGGGACUGUUUUGUCCAUGCAACUCCAUCCCCUCUCCACUCUCUGGCCAAGUUGUCUAUGUUUGUUCCUCACUGCUUGCUCUACUGGUGAGUGUCCUCUGCCUGGUGCUAGCCCAGUGGUCGGUUCCGCUGCUGUCUGGAGACCUCGUGUGGAUUGUAGUGGUUGUGGUGCUCCUGACGCUCAUUACUGGGAUUACUGGGGUCAUCUGGAGACAGCCACAGAGCUCUACUCCCCUUCACUUUAAGGUCCCUGCUUUGCCUCUCCUCCCACUACUGAGUAUCUUUGUGAAUGUUUACCUUAUGAUGCAGAUGACAGCUGGCACCUGGGCCCGAUUUGGGGUCUGGAUGCUGAUUGGGUUUGUUAUCUACUUCGGCUAUGGAAUUCGGCACAGCCUGGAAGAGGUUAAGGGUGACCAACCCCCACUCAAGUCUAGGGCCCCAACUCUAGGCCUUGAUCUCAGCCGUUCCUGUACACCGUCGAUUUGACAUCUCGCCUGAAUGCUCUCUGGUCUCCCUGCACAAUAAUGGCGAGAACUCCUGACCACACGGAGAGCUAGGCCUCCAAUGAGAUGGUGGGAGGACAUAAAUAGAGCUUUGCUUUGUGGAGUGAAGGAUGUGUCUCCUGUUUCUUAUCUUUGUUUGGAAACUUGUCUACUUUUCAACUGUGUCUGUAGCUGCUUAC